AUGGACCAGUACAGCCUUGGGGAUGAGGGCGCCCUUCCAUCAGAAAUGCACCUCCCUUCAUUUUCAGAGAGCCAAGGGCUCAACUGCAGCAACACCCUCAACCGGGAUCUGGGUCCCAACACACGAGAACUGCUUUAUGCUGGCCUGAGUGGUUUGGACCUAGACACCAGCCUCCCAGUGCCUGAUGUGCCAAGUGAAGCACUGGAGGACAACUUAGACACCCUGUCCCUGUACUCAGGGAAGGACAGCGAUUCCGUGAAGCUGCUGGAGGAGUAUGCAGAUCCAGAAUCUCAGACUUCCUUACAAGACCUGGGGCUAGGCAUGCUUAAGGUGCCUAAAGAGGCUGACGAAGGAGGCAGGGCCACCUCGGGGAGUGUGAGGAAAGGAAAGCGGCAGCACAGUUCCCCUCAAAACCCACUUCUGGACUGCAGCCUGUGUGGGAAGGUGUUCAGCAGCGCCAGUUCUCUUAGCAAGCACUACCUGACGCACAGCCAGGAAAGAAAACACGUUUGCAAGAUCUGCAGCAAGGCCUUUAAGCGUCAGGACCACCUGACCGGGCACAUGCUCACCCACCAGAAGACCAAGCCCUUCGUGUGCAUUGAGCAGGGCUGCAGCAAGAGCUACUGCGACUAUCGUUCUCUGCGCAGGCACUAUGAGGUCCAGCACGGCCUGUGCAUCCUGAAGGAAGCCCCCCUGGAAGAGGAAGCCUGUGGGGACUCGCCCCACACUCAUGAGACAGCCAGCCAGCCGCCUCCCAGUGGCCUACGGUCCCUGGUCCCCCCGGAAACCAGGUCCCCUGGCUCCCUCUUGCCCAACCGAGACCUCCUGCGCUGUAUUGUGAGCAGCAUUGUUCACCAGAAGAUUCCUUCUCCCGGCCCAGCCACAGUGGGGCCUUCAGAUGGUGAAGGGAGGAAUACGGCCUGUCCCUGUACCUCCUCAUCGGAAUCUUCCUCCUGCACUCCAGCCGGCACCCCAGCAGCGCCAGGAACACUGGUCUCUGAGGUUCCUGAAGACCUUUGUCCCCCACGGAAGGAGCCAGCCGUUGACAUGUUCACAGCUGUCCAUUCAAGGGUGGCCGAGAAUGGUGCCCCUGACCCACUGGAGUCUGAGUCCCCACUGCUGCAUCUCCCAUCUUCCCUGGAGGGUUGGCCUGAGGAUGGCCCCCUGCCUGCCUGCCUGCCUCUCUUCCAAGGCCAGCCAGUUCCUGCCAAUUCCCAGCCAUCAGGCCACAACUUCCAGUGGCUCCGCAACCUGCCUGGCUGCCCCAAGAACAAAGGCAGCAAUGUGUUCGUGGUCCACAAGCCCUCUGCGAUGCCAUCCUGGGAAGGCUCAGAGUCUGUCUCACGGUCCAGCAGUGCCUCCCCCUCGGGGGAGGCCUCGUCUAGCUUGGACACCAUCCUGGAGGAUGUGCUGCCGUUUCCUCCCUCACGUCUGAAGGCACCUGGGGAGGCCUCUAGCGACCCCAAGUAUGCCAGAGGGGAAGAUGACAUCUGGGUGUCCAAGAAUAGCAAGUUUGACUGUGACUCCUUCUCAUGGCAGAACUCUGGGGAGCCCAGCCUCCAGGAUGUCCAGAAACCCAGCGGGCUCUCGUCGGAUGCCAUGCCACUCUUUCGGCAGCUGUUCCUGAAGUCGCAGGAGUCUCUGGUGAGCCAUGAGCAGAUGCAAGUGUUCCAGAUGAUCACAAAGUCCCAGCGGAUCUUCUCCCAUGCCCAGGAGGCAGCAGCCUCCUCCCAGCUCCCCGUACCCGAAGGCAAGCAGGCUGCCCUGAAGCCACUGCAGGGGCCAUGGCCGCAGCAGCCCCUGCCUCUGGCACCUGCUGUUGACUCUCACCAUGCUGGCGCAGGAAACCUGCAGCCAGAGGGAUCUGCAGCCCACAGGAGGAAAGCCACUCCUGUGGUUCCCAGAGAGGCCUCCCCUGGCAGCAUGAGACGAGACUCGAAGGGAGUACUGAAAGUGACCGCAGCUCAGCCAGCCCUCACAACGCCGGCCCUGGACGCUUCCGAGAAUCCAGACAUCUCUUCUCUGGCCAAACAGUUGCGAUCCUCAAAAGGGACCUUGGACCUGGGAGACAUCUUUCCCCCCAUGGGCCCAUGGCCGACCCAGUUAGGUGGGGAUGUUCCCCCUAGAGCCCAGCUGCCUGGAAAGCAGGGCCAGGCUGAGAAUGGCACAGCUUCAGGGCCCACGAAGGGUGAAAAGGCCCCAGCCUCCUCCCGGGGUGGAGGUUACAGACUCUUCUCAGGCAAUGCCAGGGCCCAGCGCUUCUCAGGCUUCCGGAAGGAGAAGGUAAAGAUGGAUAUGUGUUGUACGGCUUCUCCGAGCCAGGUAGCCAUGGCCUCCUUCUCCUCAGCUGGGCUUCCCUCGGAUCCUCCACGGGACUUGAAGUCCAAGCUGACAAUAUUCAACAGAAUCCAGGGUGGAAACAUCUACAGGCUCCCCCAUCCAAUGAAGGAAGAGAACGUGUCAGGUGGAUGUAAUCAGCAAAAUGGGGGUCCUGCAGACUGGACAGAGCCGAGGAGCACUUACAUCUGUAAGAAUUGCAGCCAGAUGUUUUAUACUGAGAAAGGGCUGAGCAGCCACAUGUGUUUUCACAGUGACCAGUGGCCGUCACCUCGAGGGAAGCAGGAGCACCAGGUGUUUGGCAUGGAGUUCUGCAAGCCACCAAGACAGGGGGACGGACAGAGUCCACCAGGAGCCAAGAAGCCCUUGGACAACAUGGCUACAGCCCAUUCAGUGAUCCCAGUGUCAGUCCCUGUGGCUCCAGCAAAUCGAUCCCUGUGGAGCACAGCCAGGGGACAAGAGAAAGACAGGGAAGAGAGAGACAGCAAGGAGAGCAGCCAACGAAGAAAGCGGAAAAAGCGCACCCAACCCAAGGCAUUAUUCGUCUCUCCUCCAUCCUCCACAUUUGGGGAGCCAAGCCCCGGAGGAUGCCACCAGAGCUGCCUGAGGUCUCCAGUGUUCCUGGUGGACUGCCUCCUGAAGGGCUUAUUCCAGUGUUCCCCCUACACACCACCUCCGAUGCUCAGCCCCAUCCGAGAGGGCUCUGGGCUGUACUUCAACACUCUCUGUUCCAUGUCUGCACAGGCUGGUCCUGACCAGCUCAUUGGCUCCGUCUUUGAUCAAGUAGAUGGCUCUUUUGGCAUCUGUGUGGUGAAGGAUGACACCAAGAUCAGCACUGAACCACACAUCAAUAUAGGAAACCGGUUUCAGGCUGAGAUCCCAGAGCUCCAGGAGAGAUCACUGGCUGGAAUUGAUGAGCAUGUAGCUUCUCUGGUCUGGAAGCCUUGGGGAGAUGUGAUGACCAACCCAGAGACACAAGAUAGAGUGACUGAGCUCUGCAAUGUGGCGUGCUCCAGCGUGAUGCCAGGCGGGGGCACUAACCUGGAGCUUGCUCUGCACUGCCUGCAUGAAGCCCAGGGCAACGUUCAGGUUGCCCUGGAGACUCUCUUACUCAGAGGACCCCAAAAGCCAUGGUCUCACCCACUUGCUGACUAUCGCUAUACAGGUUCGGACAUCUGGACCCCCAUGGAGAAAAGGCUCUUUAAGAAGGCAUUCUGUACCCAUAAGAAGGAUUUUUACUUGAUACACAAGAUGAUCCAGACAAAGACUGUAGCCCAGUGUGUUGAGUAUUACUACGUCUGGAAAAAAAUGAUCAAGUUUGACUGCGGCCGAGCCCCAGGGCUAGAAAAGAGGGUCAAGAGAGAGCCAGAUGAAGUAGACAGGACAGAGGAAAAGGUCACUUGCAGCCCUCGGGAGAGACCCAGCCACCGUCCAACUCCCGAGUUAAAGAUAAAGGCCAAGAGUUACAGGAGGGAGUCCAUCCUCAACUCCAGCCCAAAUGCAGCCCCCAAGCGGACCCCUGAGCUGCCAGGGAGUGUGGAGAGUCAAGGCGUUUUUCCAUGCAGAGAGUGUGAGAGGGUGUUUGACAAGAUCAAGAGUCGAAAUGCCCACAUGAAGCGGCACCGCCUUCAGGACCACGUGGAGCCCAUCGUCAGGGUGAAAUGGCCAGUGAAGCCCUUCCACGUGAAGGAGGAGGAGGAGGAGGAGCUGGGAGCUGACACUGGCUCCCUGCAGUGGUGA
Cynocephalus volans (Philippine flying lemur) is the source of this 4077-nucleotide messenger RNA. It is a transcript of the gene ZNF541, whose product is annotated as zinc finger protein 541. Gene Ontology annotation, cellular component: histone deacetylase complex; transcription regulator complex. The record is from RefSeq and is a predicted model, not a curated record. Gene Ontology annotation, molecular function: transcription corepressor activity. Bases 1 to 4077 code for a protein of 1358 amino acids. Gene Ontology annotation, biological process: negative regulation of DNA-templated transcription; regulation of transcription by RNA polymerase II. Lineage: Eukaryota; Metazoa; Chordata; Mammalia; Dermoptera; Cynocephalidae. The transcript has 15 exons.